This is a messenger RNA of Setaria italica (foxtail millet), 1067 nucleotides long. Its product is annotated as translation initiation factor IF-2. NCBI's taxonomy places the organism in Eukaryota, Viridiplantae, Streptophyta, Magnoliopsida, Poales, Poaceae. The transcript has 2 exons. Bases 41 to 856 code for a protein of 271 amino acids. The record is from RefSeq and is a predicted model, not a curated record. Gene Ontology annotation, cellular component: chloroplast thylakoid membrane.
GAUCUGAUUCGUGGACAGCCACAGCCUCACCCUCACACGAAUGUUUAUCUUCACUGGCCUUAGCACAAAAUGCUGUGGCCGAGUGGAGGAGAGGAAGAUGGCUGCCACCAGCCUCAGCUCCUCCCCGCCCAGGGUUACUGCAAAACUACCGGGAGUCCCCAGAUCUUCGUCGUCCUACACCCAGCUCAGCUUCGGCUCGAGGCAUCACUUCCAGAAGGCGGCGGCGGCUUCAGCCUUCCAUAAGCUCCUGCUGCUGAGCUCCCCGGCGAGGAAUAAGCAUGCAAGAACCACCUGCCGAGCCACUGACAACGACCAAGCGGCGCCGGCCGCGGCGCAAGAAGCGGCCACCCCCUCUCCUGCUCCUCCCGUCCCCAGCGCCGAGAAGGCCCCAGUGACGCCCGGCAACGGCCAGCCGCAGCAGCCGGUCGCCAACGCCAACGGCAGCGCGCCGGGCGAGCCGCCGAAGCGCGUGCCGCUGACGGCGCGGGAGCGACUGCGCGCGGCGCGCGUGCUGGGCAAGUACGCGGAGCCGUCGGCGGCAAAGGGGGCGUCGUCGACGCCGUCGAAAUCGGGCAAGCCGGAGUUUGGCAGCGGGGUGCUGGACGCGCUGCGCGAGGCGGACGCGAAGAAGGGCGGGGCAGGUGGCGGGCGGCGCGGGUCGCGGCUGCCCGAGGCGCCGGGCAACCUGUUCGACGACAGCAAGCGCGGGAUGCCCAAGGAGGGGUGGACCUUCGAGCUGCCGUUCGGGGUGGACGUCUUCCUCGUCCUCGUGUCCUUCACGCUCAUCACCACCAUCAUGUUCGGCACCGCAUUCCUCGUCUGGAAGCUCGGCGCCAUACACUUCAACGAGUACUAGCCUGUAGAUUGUCUCUAGCUUUGGGGUGAUUCUUGCAGACUUGCAGUGCUAGGUGAGAGAAUUGCUUGGUUCUGUACUAGUAUAUUGAUCGUCGGCCGUGGUUUGGCACAGAUUUUUGAGAACAUAGAAAUGAUGUGUUUGUACGAUGUUGUAGUCUAUACUUAUCGACGAAACAUGCUCCAGUAUCGUCACUCUUUACAGGCGAGAUAAA